AUGCUGACAACAAAAGCGUGUGGGUUGGUUUUACUUGUUAUCUCACAUUGCGUUUAUGGUAGGUUGAACAUGUUGGAUGAUGGUAGCUCUGGCAGCAACAGGAUGCGGAUCUCAAAGCAAGAAUGCUGUAUGGUUGGCUCAAUGGUAUGCAUGGAUGGUAUUGGAUUUACAAAGCGAAACCUGUUAAUUAACGAGACUUACAGUGAAACGGCAGCAAGACAAUAUGGAUGA
Molecule: messenger RNA, 231 nt
Organism: Lichtheimia ornata
Lineage: Eukaryota; Fungi; Mucoromycota; Mucoromycetes; Mucorales; Lichtheimiaceae
Exons: 1
Coding region: 1-231 (76 amino acids)
Source: RefSeq, a predicted model, not a curated record